GUAUUUAUAUUUAGAUUUAGAUUUAGAUUUAGAUUUAGAUUUAGAUUUAGAUUUAGAUUUAUCCUUAUUUGAAGUAGUCAAGCUGUACUUGGAGCAGAAAGCAUGAUGAAAAACGGUAUCUAUUGAACUUGUGUAAAAAGAUAUUAAUUAGUUUGUUAAACGAGAAAUUGUAUAAUGUGCAAAAUAUUUGAAAUAUGCAGAAACAGCCUGUAAAUCGCACUGAUGAUGUUGGGCGAAGCAAAGAGUGUUCUUUCGAAGGCCUUCGGAGCGUGGCUCGGAGCAAAAGAAGGAGGAGGAGUUUCAAGAAAUCGGACGAUUGCUUUAUUAAGACGUCAGAAGGUACAGGAUAGGCCGGGCCUGCGGUCGUUAUUGCCUCGACCGGGUUCUCGCUUGGGACAAUUGCUUCGAGAAGAUCAAAAAGACCAUCGAGAGAAACUAACAGCAAGAAGGAAAGGAAGAAAAAAGACCGAGAGAGAGAGAGAGAGAGAGAGAGAGGCAAACAGAGGGAGAAAACGAGAGAGUCGGAUAGGGAACAAAAACCGUCAUGCCGAACCGUGUGCUGCUCUCAAAGUUAAAAUACUGUUCCGAGUUUGUUCUUUCUAGACAUUGUAAUGUAUUCCACCGCAGUUACAUAUCCACACUAAUCAUGAAUAUAGCGUGUGUUUAGUAAGUCUCGAUCUGAUACUUGUUAUGCUUGUUCAGUCGACAAGUUGUUCCUACGUCAUAAAUAGACUACGAUCUAUUAUAUCGAUUUACAUUUUGAUCAACAUAACCAACGAAACUGAACUUACAUAGAGAUCUAUUUUAUACAUUAAAUAUUGUAAAAAAAAUAUAGUUCACUUUGGGUAUUUUUUAUAUUUUUUAGGAUAAUGGAGUCCUAAAAAACAAAAGUUUGAAAGAAGAAAGUCUGAACGUAAUAAUUUCUUAAACAUUUUCUUUUAACGAACAUCUCAUAUAUCCUUAUGUUAAGUUUGCGAGAAAGAAAGUAAAAUGAUGAUUUUUCAAGUUUCACGCCAAAUUUUAUCAAAUUUUGUAAAUUUUUUAGGUACUUGUGCCCCGAAUGGCUGCCGUUCAUUAUAUAGCAUAUGUUAAAGUGCCUAGAAUGUCAAUUAGAUUCUUGCAAUACUCGUUCAAUGUUGUUACCAAUGCAUUUACAUAGGACGAAAUAACUAACAUUCGCUUGUUCAGAUAAAUUUAUAUCAUCCUGUUACGUGAGCUAUCGUUCUCAUAUCUCCGUUUUAUUAUAUCAGACGAUCUAUUUCCUCCAUUCUAGCAUAAAUCGUCCGUGCCGCAUCAGAAUUUCCUGAUCUAUAUCUUCCAUCGUAUGCCCUGAAUCACAGGAAGUUGAUUUCGAUGAUCAGACUGAAAUUUCAAUCCUCGUAAUUCACGUCGGAGCACGUUGUUAUGAAUUUCUUCUGAUUCGCAUGUAUCGAGUGCCAUAAAAAAGAUAACGAGCAAACAAAUUGAUGAACAGAUUGAGAACCGAGUAGGAUUUUUUACCCCGUUCAGCAAAACUUACGGAGGCAUUAACAGAGAACAUCGAUCCCGAGUAAACGAAAACGGAAUCGUUUAAUUAUGAUAUCCUAAGUAAACUGAGACACGCGCGCUUCUUGCCGACUCGUUAAUCCAAGAACAAAUAUCAUCUCGUUUAAUCUACUCGUCCACUUAGCACUUUACAUUUUAAUUGAAAAUAUAAUACAUGAAACAGUCCCUCGUACAGAGAAACCUAUGAAAUAUGUGCGUGAAUAACAAUUUGUUUAUUCUUAUCCAGUAAUAAAAUCAAGCGAAGAAAUAAGAGCAAGAAAUACAAUUUUCAUAAUUUCAUUAAUAAUUUAAUAACGCGUAAUAGGCAGAACGUCGUCGUGUCGUGUUUAACGAUUUCGUUUCCUCCUGGGCUCCUUCCCUCUCUGCAGAAUCGAUUGACCGGUACAAUUUGUACUCAAACGGUUAAUCUCCUUCGCUGUCCACAGCUCUUCGUUUAAAGGAGUGAAAUUGAGUUGAGAGUCACAGCAGCCCGGUGAACGCUCGUGGUAAGGAAUAGAAGUAGUAAGGGGCCUGAAAGGGAGCCCGAUGGAAGGUCGGCACUGGAAGAAGAAACGUAAGAAAGAACGGAACGCAUCUAAAUGCCGGACUGUUCAACGUCGUUCUGUGAAGGGUACCGGCGAGGACGGGGGUGAAGAGAGCAGUGUUGGAACCAGGCUGGUGUCUCAAUCAGCCAAGCAGGUUGGGGCAUCUUGGACCCCUGUGGGUGGAGGAUAGAGCUAGCAAUGGCUGUGAACUAUCCUCGAAAUGAAAACAAAACUCCUGAAAUUAUAAACUCUCAUCAAAUAUCAAAAUUAUAUUUGAUAAAUAGCAUACAGUCAUUAUGAAGGUAUAGUAAACUAUCGGAUAUAUAAUAAUAUUUUUCCUUCUAUUUCAUAGUCAUAUUCAAAGUCAUAACUUUUCGUAAUUUCGUAGAAUUUCUUAGAAUUUUCUAAUUUAGAAACCUGUAGACUUUUUGUUAUUUUACUAAACAGUCUAAAAAAUUUCAUCUCUUAUUUCAGCAUGAACCGCAUAGUUUACAAAUUUGUGGUAAGAAAUUCCUUGACAUGAAAUUUAUUUAUGAUAAUGUUCAAACUUUUAGUUUUAAUCAGGGCUUAAAUCUAUCAGUAAUCAUUUCGGUCCCGGGCCAGUGACCAAUGGUGGGGGGGAAAAGAGCGACGCGCGCAGCUUCUCGGCGCAGCGGGGCAGGCCGUCACAACUCAAUCUAGUGUCUCGGUGACCGUGCGUUCGUAAGUUUCUAUUUUCUUCUCUUUCCGCGUAGUGCGUUAUAAUUCUUGACACGGAAUCGCAGUUUUCAGUGGCGGAUUAGAUUGUAUCUGGGAUCCUAUAUUUUCAUCUCUCUAGGCUACCAAAACAAUGUGAUUGUUUGUAAGAAAGAUGUCACGUUGGUUCGAUCAACCGAGCAUACUCCUGAUGAGUGUGAUAUUGUUUAAUACAGUAAUGUGGAAUACAGCGGAAAGUUCGAUAAUGAAGUGUGAGGAAGCAAAAUUAAAAUGCGCCUUCAGAACAGGCUGUGGCGCAGCUCUGCAACACUAUCUCACGGGUUGUGCACCCGUUCUCCAAGGGAAUGAUUGUUCCGAAACCUGUCAACAUGCCCUUAUUGCUCUUACAAGCACCGAUGAGGGCAAAGAACUUAUGACAUGUGAAUGUGAGGAUGAAUUAUGUUCUGAGUCGAAACAAAGAGUAGAAAUAUGUAGAUCGUCUGUAACAAUGGCAAUGAAUAGGACAAGGGUGUCCUGCAGAAUAGCAACUUGGAUUUGUAAUGCGGACGCUCUUUGCCAAACUGCGCUUACAUAUUACAAUAAAUAUUGCAAGAGUAUGUUUCAAGGACGAAAAUGUACUAGACGAUGUAGAAAUUCGAUAAAUAUCUUAACAAGACAAGAAAAGGCUGCAAAAUUGAGUACAUGUCAGUGUGAUGGUUUUGAAGAAUACGAUUGUAAAGGAAUUCAUAGAAAUAUGAAUCUUUUAUGUUUUGGAAAAAUACAUCAUGGUUACCGUGAUGUUAAUGUCGAGGAUGAUAGGGAAAGUGAAUUUCUAACACCAAACAUGAGUCUUAGAGGAAACGGUGUUCAAAUAUUAAUGGACAGAGAAUUAUUUUUACUUUCUUUAUUGAUUUAUCACAUACUUAAAGCGAGACAAGACUGAUGAUUAGAAAGAAUCCAGAAAGAUCUCCAAAAAGCAACAGUAUUCCAUGAAACCAAUGACCAAAGAUCUCUAUCAACAUUUUUAAUCAAUAUUUGAACAAUUUAAUACUGGAUUACGAGAUAUUUUCAUGGGUUUAUUAUCAAAUUUGCACAAACGGAAAAAACGGAGAGGAAGAAGCCUUGUACAGUAAAAAUAUUGUAUAGUGAUUGUAUUAUAGUAUCUAUAAUUGAAUAAUUCGUUGCAAGUAUUUAGUUAUAAAUCAGUUUUAUUUAUGAAGAUAUAAUUAUGUAAAUAUCUACAUACCGAAAUACGAACAUUGUUCUUCCCUCUCUCUUUUUUUAUCACAUUUAUAUUCUCGAAAAUUCUUCUCUUGUAGAAAAAUAUUUUCUUAAAAGGAUCUCCAACGCAAAUACAUUACAUUUAUUUUGGAAAAAACAUAAUUAUUAACAUUUAUUCUAUUAAGAAAAUAUUAUGAAGAUAAUAGAACAAUUCUGUCGUAAAUUGUUUUUCAAAAAAGGACUGAAAUGAAAUUAAUGUAAAGAGAAUAAUGUUCUUUAGGAACAAAAAGUUAUCGGGAUACGUACGGUAUAUUGUUAUAUUUAUGCGAGUUUUGAGCGUGUGUAAAUGUUUUUAUACUAUUUUUAGAUAUUUGUUUUUAUAUCUAAUUAUGAUUAACUCAGACUUUUAAUAAUGAUGAUUUGUUAAAACAUUGUUAAUAAAAGCAUAAUUGAAGUUCAAA
Messenger RNA from Bombus terrestris (buff-tailed bumblebee), 4426 nucleotides. RefSeq names its product growth arrest-specific protein 1. Bases 2920 to 3687 code for a protein of 255 amino acids. The transcript has 5 exons. The record is from RefSeq and is a predicted model, not a curated record. Lineage: Eukaryota; Metazoa; Arthropoda; Insecta; Hymenoptera; Apidae. Gene Ontology annotation, biological process: regulation of cell cycle.